Papaver somniferum (opium poppy) is the source of this 744-nucleotide messenger RNA. Its product is annotated as trichohyalin-like. The transcript has a single exon. Lineage: Eukaryota; Viridiplantae; Streptophyta; Magnoliopsida; Ranunculales; Papaveraceae. Bases 1 to 744 code for a protein of 247 amino acids. The record is from RefSeq and is a predicted model, not a curated record.
AUGGAAAAGGGAGGAACGUCAGCUACAGGUGAAAGGCAAGGCGCAAAUCAGCGACGAAAUGGUCCAAGCGGAGAAGACAACUACAGGGAAGGUUCGGUACAUACUUCCGACACGAAAACUGCUGCAGAGGAGGAAAAAACUCAUGAAGAGUUGGAGGAAAACGUUGAAGAAAAACACAUGACGCUGGAACAACUAAGAGAGUCGCUUCGUCUUGAACAAAAACGAGACAGAAAUUUAGCAGAGCAACAUGCUAGGUUAGCAAGGCAAAACGCUAGGAUAAUGUUGAACAACGACCAACUUAAUGAGGAACUAGCGGCAGACAUUGUAGACUUGGAAGGAAACACGAUGUUGUCAGAGGAUGAGGAACCAUUGCCAAAGAGACUAGACUGCGAGGAUGAUGGAGGAGAGCGGCGACGAAGAAGACAACAGGAAGAUAGUGAAGAACGAGAUCUGAGGAGCGCGCUAGAGGCAACAAGAUGGGAAGAUCAAAGACGAAGAUACGAGGAAGAAAGGAGAAACGCGGAUGAAUUAAGGAGAGAGGAGGAAACGCGACUUGACGAAAUCGAGAGGCAUCAAGAAGAAAUUAGGCGAGGUGAGGGAAGACCUAGCUUGAUGAGAGGUGGUCAUAACGAAGGAAACGGGAGGAACCCGAAUCAGGAGAUCAUGAACGAGCUACGGGAAAUGAGGUUCAUGAUUAGCAACUCGGAGAGAGGAGGAAGAGCGCAAUUGGCAGAAGCAAUCUAA